GCUGGAGACAGAGGUGCAGGCUCCGGGUCAGGCACAGGCCCUGCCCACUCGUCCCUACCGUCGCCAAGGGCUCAGGACCGACUCCUGAGAGCGGCCAGCACCCCACAGCCCGGGCCUGGCCAAGGCAUGGCAGAGGCGUCCUCCACGCUGGACAGCGGGCCCCUGGCAUCUGUGCCCCGCGGGCCCAGGAAGGGCAGCCCAGUGGACAGGACAGAGAAGGCUGCAGCAAUGCCUGACUCCCCGGCUGAGGUGAAGACGCAGCCCCGGGCAACGCCCCCCAGCAUGCCACCCCCGCCACCCGCUGCAGCCCAGGGGGCCACGCGCCCACCCUCCUUCACGCCACACACAUAUGGCGAGGACGGGCCUGCGACGUCUCUGCCCCACGGCCGUUUCCACGGCUGCUUAAAGUGGUCCAUGGUCUGCCUCUUGAUGAACGGCGGCAGCCACUCGCCCACAGCCGUGCACGGCGCCCCGUCCACACCCAACGGUUUCAGCAACGGCCCGGCCAUGUCGUGCUCAGCUGCGCUGUCCACGCAGCACCUGCCCCCGGCCUGUGGGGCCCGACAGCUCAGCAAGCUGAAGCGCUUCCUCAGCACCCUGCAGCAGUUUGGCAGCGACAUCUCUCCAGAGAUCGGGGAGCGUGUGCGCAUGCUCGUGCUGGGGCUGGUGAACUCGACGCUGACGAUCGAGGAGUUCCACGCCAAGCUGCAGGAGGCCACCAACUUCCCUCUGCGGCCGUUUGUCAUCCCUUUCCUGAAGGCCAACUUGCCCUUGCUACAGCGCGAGCUGCUGCACUGUGCGCGCCUGGCCAAGCAGACACCUGCCCAGUACCUGGCCCAGCAUGAGCAGACACUGCUAGACACCAGCACCACCGCCCCUGGCGACUCCUCCGAGCUCCUGCUAGAGGUGAACGAGAACGGCAAGAGGCGGACACCUGACAGGACCAAAGAGAAUGGAUCAGACGGUGACCCUCCACACCCUGAGCACCUCAGCAAACGGUCGUGCACCCUGAGCCCCGCCCAGCGCUACAGCCCCAGCAACGGGCUGCCGCACCCCUUGCCGCCCCCACACUACCGCCUGGAGGACAUGGCCAUGGCCCACCACGUCCGCGACCCCUACCGACCCCCCGACGCCCGGGAGCUGCGGGAGCGUCAUCGGCAGCUCGCAGUGCCUGGGUCCCGGCAGGAGGAAGUGAUCGACCACAGGCUCACAGAGCGAGAGUGGGCAGAAGAGUGGAAACACCUCAACAAUCUCCUGAACUGCAUCAUGGACAUGGUGGAGAAGACACGGCGCUCGCUCACAGUGCUGCGCCGGUGCCAGGAGGCUGACCGCGAAGAGCUCAACCACUGGAUCCGGCGCUACAGUGAUGCUGAGGAUGUGAAAAAGGGCCCAGUGCCCGCCCGGCCCCUCAGCAGCUCUGCUGGCCCCGAGGGCUUCCAGCUUGACCUGCACCGCGAGCUCACACCCAGGGCGCUGUCCGGCUGCAUGCCCGAGGAGAUCUGGAGGAAGGCUGAGGAAGCUGUGAACGAGGUGAAGCGUCAGGCGAUGUCGGAGCUGCAGAAAGCCGUGGCAGACGCAGAGCGCAAAGCCCAUGAGCUCAUCACCACGGAGCGUGCCAAGAUGGAGCGGGCCCUGGCUGAGGCCAAGCGCCAGGCCUCCGAGGAUGCCCUGACCGUCAUAAACCAGCAGGAGGACUCUAGUGAGAGCUGCUGGAACUGCGGGCGCAAGGCCAGCGAGACGUGCAGCGGCUGCAACGCUGCGCGCUACUGCGGCUCCUUCUGCCAGCACAAGGACUGGGAGAAACACCACCACGUGUGUGGCCAGAGCCUGCAGGCAACACAGAGCCAACCAGAGCUGCACCGCAGCCGCCUCAGCUACCUGACACGAGCGUCCACCACGACCUGA
Molecule: messenger RNA, 1905 nt
Organism: Fukomys damarensis (Damara mole-rat)
Lineage: Eukaryota; Metazoa; Chordata; Mammalia; Rodentia; Bathyergidae
Gene: Cbfa2t3
Product: CBFA2/RUNX1 partner transcriptional co-repressor 3
Exons: 13
Coding region: 127-1905 (592 amino acids)
Biological process (GO): DNA-templated transcription; negative regulation of DNA-templated transcription
Cellular component (GO): nucleus
Molecular function (GO): transcription corepressor activity
Source: RefSeq, a predicted model, not a curated record